This is a messenger RNA of Drosophila busckii, 10883 nucleotides long. RefSeq names its product CREB-binding protein (gene nej). Gene Ontology annotation, cellular component: histone acetyltransferase complex; transcription regulator complex. Gene Ontology annotation, biological process: positive regulation of transcription by RNA polymerase II. Gene Ontology annotation, molecular function: transcription coactivator activity; zinc ion binding; chromatin DNA binding. The record is from RefSeq and is a predicted model, not a curated record. NCBI's taxonomy places the organism in Eukaryota, Metazoa, Arthropoda, Insecta, Diptera, Drosophilidae.
GCAAAUGCAGCAAACAAGAAAAAAAGCAAAACAAAAAAAUAAUAAAAACGCAAGAAAAAACAACAACAGGACAAAAUACAGGAGGAGAAGAUCAGCUGCAAACUAAUUUUUAUUUUGUGUUGGAUUUACUUUGCUCUUCCUUUGCUAUUUGUUAUAUUUUUUACAAAACACUUCUUGCAACAACAUUUUAAAAGAAGAAGAAAUCAAAAUCAAAACGAUAAUAAAAACAACAACAACACCAACAACAACAACAAGACGGAGUCGAAGAUUGGCAAUCCCAAAGGUAAACACACAGACAUAACCAUUCAGACACAAUUUUUACCGCGUGGAAACGAUUGCUGCCGUGCUCAGGCAAGCAUUAAUAUCCAUUUAUGAUGGCCGAUCAUUUGGACGAGCCGCCACAGAAGCGGGUCAAAAUGGAUACAUCGGAUUUAUUCUUUCUGGAAGACAAUCUGCCCGACGAGCUGGUGUCCUCCAACAGCGGCUGGUCGGAUCAGCUAGGCGGCGGCGGUGGCGGCAACGGCGGCGGCAGUGUUGUCUCGACAGCAACUGGCGCCGUCAGCGCUGGCGUAGCUAACAAACCGCCUGCACAAGGACCCGGUCCGGGUGUGGUUACAGCACAGAUGAAUGGCGCCGGUGGCGGUAACGGCGCUGGAGCUGAUGAUGGUAGUGGGAAUGCAGGCGCUGGCGGCGGUGCAGCGAAUCAACAGAUCUUAAAUCAGCGUCAAAUACAGCAUCAUCAUUUACAACACUUGCUGCAGCAACAACAGCAACAGCAGCAGCAGCAGCAGCAGCAGCAGCAGCAGCAACAACAGCAGGGCAAUAAAGGCGGCGGAGCUGGUGGCAUGGUGGUGCCUGGCAUGAAUCAAUUGGGCAGCAAGUCACCAAAUUUACAAUCACCCAAUACAGGCGGCAUGCAGGUGGCGCCACAAAUGGGCAUGGUCAAUUCAAUGCCCAUGUCCAUAUCGAAUAAUGGCAACAAUGGCAUGAACGCUAUACCAGGCAUGAACACCAUUGCGCAGGGCAAUCUGGGAAACAUGGUGCUAACGAACAGUGGCGGCGGCAUGGGUAAUGCAGCCGGCGGCGGUGGCAUGGUUAAUACACUUAAGCCCAAUGCGGCUGGCAUGAUGAACACAGUGCCCGGAGCGGUUAAUGUUGGCGUUGGCGUUGGCGUUGGCGCUGUGCCUGGCAGUGCGCCGAAUCAGGCAAUGCAUAUGCAGAAUGGUCCAAUGAUGGGUCGCAUGGUGAACAUGCAUCAUAUGCUGCGCGGCCCGCAUUUAAUGAACACGGGCGCUGCUGGCGGCAAUGGACCAGGCGGCGUCGUAGGCGCCGGCGGUGGGCCACGCAUGCAAAAUCCCAACAUGCAGCUUGGUCAAAUCAAUAAUAUGCCUUAUGGCGUUGGCAAUUAUGUCGCGCCUGGCGGCCAAAACCCGCAGCAACAACAACAACAGCAGCAGCAGCAGCAGCAGUUGCUGGCGCAACAAAUGGCGCAGCGUGGUCAAGGCGGCGGCGUUGUGGCGCCCAAUAUGAGCGCUGGCAUGCCACAAGGCGGCAAUCGACCAAUUAACACAGUUGUGCCUAUGAACAGCCUUGGCGGCGAUGGUGCUCCCGGCAUUGUUGGCAAUCCCCAGCAGCAGCAGCAGCAACAAUUGUCCGCCAAUGCACAAAUGAAUCCACAACAGCAGCAACAGGCGGGCGUGCAGCAGCAGCAACAGGGCGGACCAAUGGGACCACGUGCACCGCAACCCAAUCAGCUGCUAGGACAUCCACAGCAACAGCAGCAACAGCAGCAGCCAGGCACGUCCCAACAGCAAACUGUUGCUGCCGGCGGCGGUGUGACGAAUGCGGAUGGCAGCGCUGCACCCGCCGCUGGCAGCAUGUCCGAUGAACGCAAGAAGCAAAUACAACAGCAACUGAUGUUGCUGCUGCACGCACACAAGUGCAAUCGACGCGAGAAUCUGAAUCCCAAUCGCGAAGUCUGCAGCGUCAACUAUUGCAAGGCCAUGAAGGCGGUGCUGGCGCAUAUGGCCACCUGCAAGCAGAGCAAGGAUUGCACCAUGCAGCAUUGCACCUCGUCGCGGCAGAUUCUGUUGCACUACAAGAAUUGCCGCAGCGGCGAUUGCAUCAUUUGUUUUCCAUUUCGUCAGAAUCAUUUGCUUUUUCAGAAUACGGGCCAAGCUGGUGCGGGCCAAGCGGCAGCAGCGGGCGGCAAUACGCUGCCACUGCAGCAGCAGCAGCAACAGCAACAGCAGCAGCAACAGGUGCCUCAAGGACAGCUGCAGCAGCAACAGCAGCAGCAGCAGAAUGCCGGCGUUGGCGGCGUUGUGGAUGGCAAGCAGGUGGUGCAAGGCGCCGGCGCUGGCGGUGUGCAGAAUACAGCAAUUGUGCUGCCGCAGCAGCAGCAGCAACAGCAGACGCCGGGUGCAGCCAAUGUGCCCAAGAGCAAUGCCGAGCUAGCGCAGCAGCAACGCCAGCAACAGCAACAGCAGCAGCAGCAACAUCCAUUGCAGCAACAGCAGGAGCUGCGUCGCUUUGAAGGCGUUGGCCUGGGUCAGGUUGGACCUGGUGUUGGUGCUGGCGGCAUGUUGCCACAACAGCAGGGCAUGCCACCCGGCAUACGCAUGCAGGGUGGUGCCGGCGGCGGCCCAGCGGUGCGUGUCUUAGGCGUGCCGCCUAGUGCUGGCGGUGGCGGCGGCGGCAACUUGGCCACUGCUGGUGGGUUGCCUGUGCCUGUGCCAGGACAGAAUGUGAUACCGGGCGGACCCAAUGAUGUCGGCAGCAUGCAGCAGAACAGUCAGCUGAUGCAGCUGCAGGGCUGCAAUGCCAGCGGCGGACGGCGACGCACUUUGGCCAGUCUGGUGGAUCAGACGGGCGCGCAGCAGCAGCAGCAACAGCAGCAGCAGCAACAACAACAACAACAACAAUUGGGCAACAUUCCAGCGCCUUUGUCGGUCAAUGUGGGCUUCAACAAUGCCAAUGCCUUUGUGAGCGACAAGCAGCAACAGCAGCAGCAGCAGCAGCAGCUGGUGGGUCCACCGGAUCAGCUGGCCAAGCUGAAAAUGCAGGCGCAAGCACAUGGCGUCCCAACGGGAGCAACAGGAGUUGCUGGUGGCGCAGGUGCGGGCAGUGUGCUGAUGCCGGCGGAUACAACGGGCGGCGGCAACGGUGGUGCUAACAAUGCGGGCACGGGUGGUGGUGGCGGCGGCGGUGGGGGCCCUGCAGGUGGCGCUGGUGGAACUGGAGCGUCUGGCGGCACGCCAAGCAGUGGCGGUGGCCCCGAUAGCGAAAAGGAUUGGCGCGAAUCGGUUACCGCCGACUUGCGUAACCAUCUGGUGCACAAGCUAGUCCAAGCAAUCUUUCCCACAUCGGAUCCCACCACCAUGCAGGACAAGCGCAUGCAUAAUCUGGUUAGCUAUGCGGAAAAGGUCGAGAAGGACAUGUACGAAAUGGCCAAAUCCCGCUCCGAGUACUAUCAUCUGCUUGCAGAGAAGAUCUACAAGAUCCAGAAGGAGCUGGAGGAGAAGCGUCUCAAGCGCAAGGAGCAACAAAUGCAGCAACAUUUGCUGCAGCUACAAAAUGUACCCGGAGCGCCACAAGUGCCCCAAACGCUGCCCAACAAUGCGGUCCAGCAGCAGCAGCAGCAGCAGAAUCUAAGCGGCUGUGUGCGUCAUCUAAUCAGUCCAAUGGGUGGUGCAUCAGCUGGCGCGGGCAUGCAGCAACAGCUGCGUCCACAGGCGCCCAAUGUGCCCGGACAGCCGAAUGCAGUGGCGGUGACUGGCGCUUGCAUGCGCAGUCAUUCGCCCGGCGGCAACAUGUUGUCGCUGCAGCAGCAGCAACGUCUACAAUUCCCGCAACAGCAGCAGCAACAGCAGCCAGGACAGGGCAUGUUGGUGGGACCGCCGGGGCCAAGUCCAGGCGGCAAUAUGGUGCCCAAUCCAGUGCUCUCACCCUUCAAUACACAUCAAGCGCUGCAGACAACAGCGGGCGGCGUUGUAGGCUCCUUAACCAGUCCUGUGCCCAGCCAGCAGCAGCAGCAGCAGCAGCAACAUCAGCAGCAGCAGCAGCAGCAAUUUAUUAAUGCAAAUGGUGGCAGUGGCGCUGCAGCUGCAACAACUGGUCAAAAUCCAGGCAUGAAUGAAAUUGCAAAGCGCAUGUUGCAAUCAAUGCAAAUGCCGCAGUCGCCUUACAGCAAUGCAACAUCAGUGCAGCAGCAGCCACAAACGCAGUCACAACAGCAGCAGCAGCAGUCAUUUAAUUCGCCUUUGCAACAGCAGCAGCAGCAACAGCAGCCACAGAAACCACCUGGCAGCGUUUUGAGCAACAUGCCACCCACGCCCACUAGCUUGGAAGCGCUUAAUGCGAGCAACAGCAAUGCGGGCGCCGGUCCAAGCAGCGUGCCCGUCGCAAGUCCCUCGCCCAGUUUUCUGUCCAACGGACCCAUUGGCACGCCCAACAACAAUCCGCCCUCGGUCAGCAGCCUGAUGCAGCCGCUGAGCAAUCGCCCAGCGACGCCCUCGUAUCUUCCCGGCUCACCCAUAAACGCUGGCAGCGUGCCCGGCAUGGGCAGCAACAGCAGCGGCAGCGGCAGUGCGCCCUCCUCGGCAGCAGCAGUCGCCUCGGGUAGCAAUGGCAGCAACGGCAGCAAUGGCAGCAACGGCAGCAACGGCAGCGUCGGCAGUGCGGGCAGCGAUGGCAAUGGAGCGACCGCAGCGGCGGCAACAACAUCGCCGCCGAACAAUAAUACGCCAAACAGUUGUGCUUCCAAUUCAGUAGCCACGCCCACUUCCACAGCAGCCUCAAGCGGCAGCGCUGGCAGCGCAGGCAACGGUAAUGGCAGUGGCAGUGGCAGCGGCAGCGGCAGUGGAAGUGGCAGUGGCAAUGGCAGCGCCGGCAGCAACUCGGCGCCAAAUAGCGGCAGCAACAUGUUGCUGCUGCGCGCAGUGGCAGCGAUGGCAGCGGUCCAGCGUGGCGGCGGUGGCGGCGGCGGCGGCGGCGGCGGCAGCGGACGCAUGAUGGGCAGCUCCAGCUUAUCCUCACAGAUGGCUGCAUUGGAGGCGGCAGCGCGUGAUAAUGACGAUGAUACGCCCUCGCCUGCUGGCGAUACAAAUGGCAGCAAUGGCGGCAGUGGCGGCGGCAUGUCCUCCAAGGGCAAGCACGAUUCGAUAAAGCAGGAGGAUGAAAUCAAAAAGGAGUUUAUGGACGACAGCUGUGGCGGCAAUGGUGAUAGCUCGCAAAUGGAUUGCUCGACGGGUGGCAAGGGCAAGAAUGUGAAUAACGAUGGCACGAGCAUGCUUAAGAUGGAGCUGAAGACGGAGGAUGGCGCCGAUGGCGAUGUUAAAAUCAAGACUGAGCCCAUGGAUGUGGACGAUGCGGCAACCGGUGGUCAUCACGAUGAUGCGGUCAAGGAUGAGCUAAAUGGCGGCAUGGAUGCUGGCGACAUAAAGAUAAAAACCGAAGUCAAGCCAAUGGUCCCAGAGCCCAUAGCAAUCAAUGCGGGCGACAAGAAGAAGAAAUGCCAAUUCAAUCCGGAGGAGCUGCGCACCGCGCUGUUGCCCACAAUGGAGAAACUGUAUCGCCAGGAGCCGGAGUCGGUGCCAUUUCGCAAUCCAGUCGAUCCACAAGCACUGGGCAUACCCGACUACUUUGAGAUUGUGAAAAAGCCAAUGGAUCUGGGCACAAUACGCACCAACAUACUCAAUGGCAAGUACAGUGAUCCCUGGGAGUAUGUCGACGAUGUCUGGCUAAUGUUUGACAAUGCCUGGCUCUACAAUCGCAAAACAUCGCGAGUUUAUCGCUAUUGCACAAAGCUUUCCGAGGUAUUCGAGGCUGAGAUUGAUCCUGUGAUGCAAGCCCUGGGCUAUUGCUGUGGCCGCAAAUACACGUUUAAUCCGCAGGUGCUUUGCUGUUAUGGCAAACAAUUGUGCACGAUACCCCGCGACGCCAAAUACUAUAGCUAUCAAAAUAGUUUAAAGGAAUACGGUGUUGCCUCAAAUAGAUACACAUUCUGCCAAAAGUGCUUUAACGACAUCCAGGGAGACACCGUCACGCUGGGCGACGAUCCGCUGCAGUCACAAACACAAAUUAAGAAAGACCAGUUUAAGGAGAUGAAGAACGAUCAUUUGGCCCUAGAACCUUUUGUAGAUUGCCAGGAGUGCGGGCGCAAGCAGCAUCAGAUCUGUGUGCUCUGGCUGGACUCGAUUUGGCCCGGCGGCUUUGUCUGCGAUAAUUGCCUAAAGAAGAAGAACUCAAAGCGAAAGGAGAACAAAUUCAAUGCCAAGCGUUUGCCACCGACCAAGCUCGGCGUCUACAUUGAGACGCGUGUCAAUAAUUUCCUGAAAAAGAAAGAAGCUGGCGCCGGCGAAGUUCACAUACGUGUCGUCUCAUCGUCGGACAAGUGUGUGGAGGUCAAGCCGGGCAUGCGUCGUCGCUUUGUCGAAGGUGGCGAAAUGAUGAACGAGUUUCCGUAUCGCGCCAAAGCCUUGUUCGCCUUCGAGGAGGUCGACGGCAUCGAUGUUUGCUUCUUUGGCAUGCAUGUGCAGGAGUACGGCUCCGAGUGUCCGGCGCCGAAUACGCGGCGCGUCUACAUUGCCUACCUCGAUUCGGUGCAUUUCUUUCGGCCGCGUCAAUACCGCACAGCGGUCUACCACGAGAUACUGCUCGGCUAUAUGGACUAUGUGAAGCAGCUGGGCUAUACUAUGGCGCACAUAUGGGCGUGUCCGCCGUCGGAGGGCGAUGAUUAUAUAUUUCAUUGCCAUCCGACAGAUCAGAAGAUACCAAAGCCAAAGCGUCUGCAGGAGUGGUACAAAAAGAUGCUGGACAAGGGCAUGAUCGAGCGUAUUAUACAGGACUAUAAGGACAUACUCAAGCAGGCGAUGGAGGAUAAGCUGGGCUCGGCCGCUGAGCUGCCCUAUUUCGAGGGCGACUUCUGGCCCAAUGUGCUGGAGGAGAGCAUCAAGGAGCUGGACCAAGAGGAGGAGGAGAAACGCAAACAAGCUGAGGCAGCCGAAGCGGCAGCAGCUGCCAAUCUUUUUUCCAUUGAGGACAACGAGGUGAGCGGCGAUGGCAAGAAGAAGGGCCAAAAGAAAGCGAAAAAGUCAAACAAAUCGAAAGCUGCGCAACGCAAAAAUAGCAAAAAGUCCAAUGAGCAUCAGUCGGGCAACGAUUUGUCGGCCAAAAUUUAUGCCACAAUGGAGAAGCAUAAGGAAGUUUUCUUUGUCAUUCGCCUGCAUUCAGCGCAGUCAGCUGCCAGCUUAGCGCCAAUACAAGAUCCCGAUCCGCUGCUAACCUGUGAUCUCAUGGAUGGACGCGAUGCAUUUUUAACGCUGGCGCGCGAUAAGCACUACGAGUUCUCAUCGCUGAGGCGCGCACAGUUCUCGACGCUGUCGAUGCUCUACGAGUUGCACAAUCAGGGACAGGACAAAUUUGUCUACACGUGCAACAACUGCAAGACGGCGGUGGAGACGCGCUUCCAUUGCACCGUUUGUGAUGAUUUUGAUUUGUGCACGGUGUGCAAGGAGAAGGUCGGCCAUCCGCACAAAAUGGAGAAGCUCGGCUUCGACCUGGACGACGGCUCAGCACCGGCGGAUCUCAACCAGGCGAAUCCACAGGAGGCGCGCAAGCAGUCCAUACAGCGUUGCAUACAAUCCCUGGUGCACGCCUGUCAGUGUCGCGAUGCCAACUGCCGUCUGCCCUCCUGCCAGCGCAUGAAGCGUGUGGUGCAGCACACCAAGAACUGCAAGCGCAAGACCAACGGCGGCUGUCCCAUUUGCAAGCAGUUGAUAGCGCUCUGUUGCUAUCACGCCAAGCACUGUCAGGAGCAAAAGUGUCCGGUGCCCUUCUGUCCCAAUAUCAAGCACAAGCUCAAGCAGCAGCAGCUACAGCAAAAAUUGCAACAGCAGCAGCUGCUGCGACGUCGUGUGGCGCUUAUGUCGCGCACUGCGGCGCCGGCAGCGCUGCCUGGACCACCGGUGAGCGGCGCUGCAGUGGGCGCCACGGCUGGCGCAGUCGCCGGCGUCCCUGUGGUGGGAAUGAGUGCCUUAACCGUUAGUCAGCAGGUGCUGCCCUGCCAGCCAGGCAUCCUGCCGGUCAGCGCCGGCGGCAUGAGUCCGUCGACGGGGCCAGUGCCGUCGCCAGUCUCUGGCGCCGCAGGCAUGGGCGGCAUGACAUCGCCGCAUCCGCAUCAGCCCGGCAUGGGCAUGAAGUCGACGGGCGGACACUCGCCGUCGCCGAAUGUGCUGCAGGUGGUCAAGCAGGUGCAGGAGGAGGCAGCGCGUCAGCAGGUGCCGCAUGGCGCAAGCUUUGGCAAGGGCGGACCCAUGGCGCCGCCCGGCAUGAAUCGUCCCAUGGGCGUGCCCAAUCAGGCGGCCAUGGGCGGCAUGGUGGGCAACGUGGGCGUCAAUCAGCUAACAGGCAAUGUUGGGGUUGGACCCGGCUCUGGACCGCUGCCCGGUGGCGGCAGCAACUGCAACAAUGUGCUCAAUGCCAACAAUCUGCUGCCCCUGGAGCAAUGGGGUGGCGCUGGCGUAGGCAGCAAUGCGGGCCCAGCGCAGCAGCGUUAUGCCAACAGUGCGCCCGGCAUGCGUCAGCCCAAUCUGAUGCAGCUAAAUCUGCAGCAGCAGCAACAACAACAGCAGCAGCAACAGCAACAACAACAACAGCAGCAGCAGCAGCAGCAGCAACAACAGAUGAUGGGCAUGGGACCCAACCAAAUGGGCGGCAAUGUAGGCGUGGGCGUAGGCGUUGGUGUUGGUGUUGGCGGUGGCCAAAUGCCGGUGGUGGGCGGUGGCGUUGGCAUGGGCGGCGGUGGACCGCAUGGCAUGGGCAUGGGCACGCCCAUGGGCGCUGCAGCCGCUGGGGGCGCCGUGCGUCCGCCGGGCGCGCAAGGUGUUGGCGGUGCCGGUGGGGCCGGCGGUCGGCUGGGUGGCGGCCCCAAUAUGGUUAGUCCGCCGACUGAACACACAAACGUCUCGCGCAAGAUUAUGCAAAAGAUCAAAAACAAUCCGACCAACGAGAGCAAUCAGCAAAUACUCAACAUUCUCAAGCAGAAUCCCCAGAUCAUGGCCGCCAUCAUUAAGCAGCGGCAGCAGAGCCAAAUCAAUGCUGGCGGUGGUGCCGGUGGUGCCUUACAGUCGGGCAAUGGUCCGCAAAAUCCCCAACAACAACAGCAGCAGCAGCAGCAGCAACAACAACAACAUCAACAACAACAGCAGCAGCAACAGCAGCAGCAGCAACAGGUGAUGCAGCAGCAAAUGCAUAUGAUGAACCAACAGCAGGGCCCUGGAGUACCGCAGCAAAUGGGUCCCGGCCAGCAGCAACAGGUGAAUCUUAUGCAGUCAGCACAGCAACAGCAACAGCAGCAGCAGCAACCAGGAGGCACGCAUCAGCGCAUGGCCAAUAUACAAAAUGCCACAAUGAUGCUGACGAAUCUGCCGCCCGGUGUGACCGCCCAAGGAGGCAUGGUCAAUCAGAGCUGGAACAAGAUGCGCUACAUGCAAAUGAAUCAAUACCCGCCGCCAUAUUCACAACGUCAGCGCGGUCCGCACAUGGGCGGCGCCGGACAGCAGCAGUUUCCAGGUGGUGCCGCUGGCAAUUUCAAUGCCGGCGGUGCAGUGGGCAAUGUAGCCGGCGUGCCAGUGGGCGCUGCUGCCGUUGGCGGUGGCGGCGGCGCCGCCGGACCAGGCGCCGAUCAGUACAGUCAGAUGGCCAAUGCAGCGGGCGGCAAUAUGUUGCAGCAGGGCGGCAGUGGUGGUGGUGGAGGUGGUGGUGGUGCGGGCGUUAAGCCAGGACCGCAGCAGCAGAUGGGCGUCAUGCCGCCGGGCAUGCAGCAGCAGCAGCAGCAGCAACAACAACCGCUGCAGCAGCAGCAGCAAAUGAUGCAAGUGGUUACAGGUGGCGGUGGCGGCAUGACGAAUGCAAAUGCACAAAAUGCGCUGCCCGGAGGCGGCGGCGGUGGCGGUGGCGGCAAUGGAAAUGUAAUGGGCCCGCCCACACCGCAUACGCUACAGCAGCAGCUGAUGCAGUCGGCGCGCAGCUCGCCGCCCAUACGCUCACCACAGCCGACGCCAUCGCCGCGUUCAGCGCCGUCGCCGCGUGGCCCAUCCGCCUCGCCACGUGCGCAGCCCUCGCCGCAUCAUGUGAUGAGCCAUUCGCCAGCGCCACAAGGACCACAUGAUGGCAUGCAUAAUCAUGGGAUGCAUCAUCAGUCGCCGCUGCCAGGCGUGCCACAGGAUGUGGGCGUUGGCGUAGGCGUCGGCGUUGGCGUUGGCGUCAAUGUAAAUGCCGGCAAUGUGGGCAAUGCUGGUGGCGCCAUGCCCGAUGCCUCCGAUCAGCUAACCAAGUUUGUGGAGCGGCUCUAGUGCAGCAACAAUGUUGCUGGCUGCAGCAACAACAACAACAACAACAACAACAACAACAACGACCUCGACCUCAACAAUUAUCGUUACAAUGGACACCAAGCGCCGCCGCAGCAGUCGCCACAUUAUUUUUGAUGUGCGGCUGACCUGGGCAGCAGGUCAACAUCAUCAACAACAACAUCAUCAUCUUCUUCUUCUUCUUCACCAUCAACGAAUCCCAGCAAACAGUUCCAGAUCCACAUCCAGAAUGCAGCCCAAACUAUUGUGUGUUAAUCGUUAUGUACUUGCUUCUACUGUAAAGAGAGAGAGAGAGAGAGAGAGAGAUGCUUAUGUUUACUAUCAGCUCUUGGCUAUCCAACUAUUUUGUACUUUAGUUUUUAUGCGAGAGACAGAGAGAGAGUAAGAGAGAGUGUAAGAGAGCGAGAGAGAGCGUAUCAGGCACAAGUGUGCCUGAUCUAUUAUCGUGCGUUUAUUAUAUACAUACAAACAUGCAAAAACAUAUAUCUAUAUAUAUUAUGCAUACAAUCGAGU